AUGGUAGUGUUAACUGGAGCUACACUAGAGUGUUCACAACAACAGAGGCGAGCGCACCAGUCCUGACUAAAUAAAGGUCCGUCGCAGUUGUUAGGUCGCGUUUCGGUGACACACAGUCGGAAACUAACGUUAGCGCGCUCUUGUGCUAGGGUUUUGCGAUAGGGUUUCGUUGUUGCAGUUACGGCUUUUGUUUGUACCAAGCUAUCUUUAUCCCCCCCUUCGCAGGCACAGCGACGGCGGCUGUAGUGGUGGUGUAGCUGAUAAAGAUAGACAUAAAACACAUCGUUGUGGAAUAUGGCUCAGCAUGGGCAUCAUGUAGCCAGUUCCCAAAAAGCACUAAUGCUAGAGAUGAAAAGUCUUCAAGACGAGCCGGUGGAAGGUUUCAAGAUAACUUUGGUGGACGAGUCGGACAUGUACAACUGGGAAGUGGCGAUAUUCGGACCCCCGAACACGCACUACGAGGGUGGUUAUUUUAAGGCUCGGAUCAAGUUCCCUGUCGACUACCCAUACUCUCCACCUGCUUUCCGCUUCCUCACCAAAAUGUGGCACCCCAACAUCUAUGAGAAUGGGGAUGUUUGUAUUUCUAUCUUGCACCCACCAGUGGACGACCCACAGAGCGGCGAGCUGCCUUCAGAGAGGUGGAACCCCACACAGAACGUCAGGACCAUUCUGCUCAGUGUCAUCUCUCUGCUGAACGAGCCCAACACCUUCUCCCCGGCCAACGUAGACGCAUCUGUCAUGUAUCGCAAAUGGAGAGACAGUAAAGGAAAGGACAGAGAAUACAUCGAGAUCAUCAGGAAGCAAGUGCUAGCUACCAAAGCUGAUGCAGAGCGGGACGGCGUCAAAGUUCCCAUCACACUGGACGAGUACUGCGUCCGCACCCAAGUCCCACCCACAGAUGACGGCUCCAACCUCUUAUAUGAUGACUACUAUGAUGACGAGGAGCUGGAUGGCGACGACGAGGACGACAACGAAGACUUUUGUUAUGACGAGGACGACUCUGGCACUGAGGACUCCUGACCUCACGUCCCUGUGAUGUCAACCCCCAAACCCCUGACCAAUCCCUGUCCCCCCCUUCUUCUAUGACGGACCGAACUUUAAGUCUGUCAUCAUCCUCACUUAGCACAGGCCCCACUGUCCUCUCUGUUUCAUAUGCAGUCACAGUAUGCACACUAAAACUUGGUGCAUCGAAGAAACGAAAGCUCCAGAGUUGCUUUGUUGGUUUCUGUCAUGUUUUCUUUUAGUCUUUUAUUUUGCUUUCCAGGUAGAGGUUAAACACAGGAUAACAGCAGCAGGUAAACUUACAGAGUUCCACAUCUGUUCUACCUUAGCAGAACUUGUAACUUGUUUAAAUUCCCAUAAAAUUGUUUCCUUUCCUAUUUUCUUCCUCUAGCUUUCAGAGAGUUGUGCAUUAUGUUUUGGCCAUGGAAUAGUCACUUCAUCAACUGGUCAGAUCAGAUUAUAGCUAAACAUGUAUAGAGCAUUUGCAAAGGAAUCUAAUUUAGACAAAUUAUGCUGUGUGUGUGUUUGUGCGCGCGCGCGUGUGUCCACAUGUUUUGAAAAGCUGAGUCAUGUUCAACCUCUGAGCCAUGUGUGCAUGACCUCCAGUUACCAGGCUGUUGGAAGCCCUGCCAUGCCUCACCUCUGACAGUGUUGGAGCCCAGAGGCUCGUGCUGCUCGUAAAAAAAGAAAGCUGUUCACUCUGCCUUGUGCCUUCCCUGAUACCGCCUUUGUUUGUCUACCUACCUCCAGUAGCCAGACAAACAAAAGUGUGUGUGUGAGAGAGAGAGGAGAUAUUCAGGCUCACAAGGACUCAGGUGUUAACUUUGUAAUCCCCUUCUGAUGAAGUUAUUACUCUGUCCAAGUAAGAAAGAUGUGAUUCAUCAGGAAAAACUACAAAGUUUAAUGUAGGUCAUGUUCGCACAGACGUCAUCUACCGACUGCCACACUGUCUUCAUCACACAAGCACAUGCUACUAGUGCCCUGGAUGUGUUAACUAACAGACAUCUGAGCUUGCUGCUGCUCAUGAAAUCGUAUGUACUGUAUUUAAAAGAAGAACUAUGCAGUCAUUGCCAUAGACUGUGUAUAUAUAUAUGUCAAAUGGAUGUAGUCUUUUAGUUACAACAAUAACUCCCAUUUUGAAGUCUUGAGAUGCUUGAUUUUCCUGCCAUUAUGGCAGUUUUUGCAACUGGAAGUUCACAGAUCACCUGCAACCAGGCUCUAGCUGGAUGAUACUUGCGUUGGUGUCCACUUGAAGAGCUGAAUCUAGUGUUUGAGACCAUUAACUCCUCAGGAAAAUGUUCACUAACAUUAUAAAUCAAGUGAGAAGUAGACUUAUUUUUCCAUAAACUGAUUUUCAAAUGGGCUUCUUUUUUUGCGACCGUUGGAGUGGCCCCCUGGUGGCUAACUACUACUUCCAUCAUUCUUCAUGGGCUUUUUAAACAGAAGACUAUGUCCAUUUGAAUAAAUGCAGUGUAUGGUCAGUGCUUGAAUUUACUCAUUAUGCAGUGCUUCAUGUGUGUGGCAGAGAAGCUGAGCCUCAACUCCAGCUUGAUUUUUACGAGCAAACGACAUGCUGUAUCUGUUACAUGUUUGCCACUGGUGUCCUAAAACAGAGUAGUUCCAGUGUCCAGAGCAAGAAGAAGAAGAAAUAACGCUGAGAUUGUAUGCUGGCCUUCAUGGAGCGCCUCCCACCUAGUGGAGGCCCCUUGUACAGGCAGCACUUUCACUCCUGCUCUCAAAUGUUUGAAAGUGCCCCACACCUGAAUCACUAUGAAUGAUUCAGAAGCAUGAAUAUAGCCUGAUGGGAUCUCUGUAUUGUCAGAAAGCUUCUUUGUAACAGCCUGGAGUGUUCUGUUGCACACUGAAACGACACAUAAGUACCAUCCAGCAGUAUUUCAGACAUCACUGGAACCAUGUUUCUGAUGUAGGUGUAUAUGUGUGCGCAAGUGUAUGUGAUUAAGUAAAUAUUUGGCGAUUGUUUAUAGGACAUGCUGUGGAGAGAUAAAACUGGGAAGGAAUGGAGAUAUGGUUGAUGUUUGAGCAGGAGAAUGUGGUUCUUCACUAGCAUGCUGUCAAUGACAAGUUUGUGGUUUUAGAUCUGCUAUAAGAGUCGGGAUUAUGUCCAGGGACAGAUGUUUGCAAUUUUAUCUAAAGCUGUUGCCUUGUGAAUGGGCUGAAGGUCGUCGGUUUAUUAUGGGAUUGUUUUAACUGUUUUUGAUGUCAUCUUUUUUUUUAUUAUCAUUAUUAUUAUUAUUAUCUCUAAAUUUGUGGUGUGUGCUGCAAUGCUUUGUCUUGGGUGUAUUACAUGCUAAGAAUAAUGACCUGAUUGUUAAAAGCCCAUGGAAGAUCAAAAAUAAAUGUACUAACUUCAGAAAUGUUCAACACAACCAAAUUGCUGCAGCACUCUAAUCAGUGAACGUUCCCAGCCUUCGUUUGCCCUAAUUGCUCAGAAAUGAGUUGUUAGUAGUCUGUGAUGACUGAUGUCUGUUCUACAGCCUGUGAAUGACUCUCCCCACUCCGUUUUUGAUGUUUUUGGGUGAACGGGAUUUAAGUUUUUCCUCUUCAAUUGUCGAACCACUGUUAUUUUUUUUUUCUCACCUACUCCCAGUUCUCUGAGCUCUGAUUGGUAGCAGCAUCACUGAGGGGAAACAAACCUGCAUUUCUAUACAGAAAACAAUAACAACCACCUCAGGAAAAUAUACAACCAACCAAUCCACCAACAAACCAAUCCUUUUUUUCCCAACUGAGCAAAUCUGACCCCAGGGAGUCUCACUAUUUGGCUUCUAAGGACUGUUUACAAUCCCUUCAUAUGCACAUGUGGACAUUUUGACGAUCACUUGAUGAAUUGUUUUCUUGUUUAUAUUUUCUUUUUUUUCUUAUGGUUUGUAAAUCUUUAAAUAUUUAAACUCUGAAAUAAAGAUCUUUAUAAGAUA
Solea senegalensis (Senegalese sole) is the source of this 3935-nucleotide messenger RNA. RefSeq names its product ubiquitin-conjugating enzyme E2 R2-like. NCBI's taxonomy places the organism in Eukaryota, Metazoa, Chordata, Actinopteri, Pleuronectiformes, Soleidae. Bases 295 to 1020 code for a protein of 241 amino acids. The record is from RefSeq and is a predicted model, not a curated record. Gene Ontology annotation, molecular function: ubiquitin conjugating enzyme activity. The transcript has 5 exons. Gene Ontology annotation, biological process: protein polyubiquitination; ubiquitin-dependent protein catabolic process.